AAUUAAUCUAGCAGAUAUGGAGCCUUUAGAGUUUACAGGCUAUGCUGACAUGGGAGAUGACUCAUCUUCAAAACCUGACUUCAAAAAGAGACAAAUGAGUUGUUAUGUCAAAGACCUUCCUAAAGAUGAAAUCCCUGACUCCCUCAAAGACGAUUCAAAGCCAAAAGCAAGGAGAAUGUCUUGUGUACAGAUGCUAAAAUAAGGACAAAGAAGAUGAAUCCCUUGAAAAUUACAAAAAGAACCUCCUCGGAGAUCUUGGAGCGAUCGAAGAAGAAGCUCCAGCAGAAGUUGAAAUAUACUCAAUAGAAUUUGUAUGCCACGAUAGAGAAGACGGCAAUAUUGUGCUGAACUUUAGAGAAGAUGAAGAGAUCAAGAAGGCAGAAGAGUUUGUCCUUAAGGAAGGAUCUCCAUUUAAUAUCAGAAUCACUUUCAAAGUUCACAAUGAUAUUGUUUAUGGACUUAAGUUUGCAAAUAUAGUCAAGAAAUUAAAAAUCACUGCUCAAAAAGAAGAACAUGUGAUGGGAACUUUUGCGCCUACAAAAGAAGCACAUGUGUUUGAUCUCCCUGAAGCAUAUGCUCCAGAAGGAUUUUUCCAAAGAGGUUCUUACAAGGGAAAAGCUAUGCUCAUAGAUUCAGAUGGAAUGGUGCACUUACAGUUUAAAUAUCCUUUCAAAAUAUCAAAGAAAUGGUAAAGCAAAUAAUAAAAAUUUGGUAGUCUACUUAGAUUUCUAUCUC
This is a messenger RNA of Moneuplotes crassus, 735 nucleotides long. NCBI's taxonomy places the organism in Eukaryota, Ciliophora, Spirotrichea, Euplotida, Euplotidae. The record is from the annotation of a GenBank genome assembly.